UUAUCGGGUAUCGGCUACUUAUCGUAGCUGACUAAGUCAAUAUUUUGUGGGUGCGGAACCCGAGCUUUUUGCAUGAACCAAAAGCCCGCGCUACCAAAACUUCCCCGGGAGAACGACAACGGUCUAAACGGCGGCCUAACGACGUCUGCAGUCAUGAGGAUCGCUCAAUUGCAGCGGCCCAUAGUGGCGGCCGCUUCCGGUAUAUCGAGAGCAGCACCUAAUACCACGAUACGACAACUACGAGACGUAUUCGGACAACUAAGGAUAGGAGCCAACAAUGCGGCGGUAGAAGGUCGAAGAAAUGCUACGGUCAAGUCGCAGGGAGCAUACAAGUUACGAGACUCGAGUACAAUUCCGAAGAAGCUAGGCGCGAAGAAGAGUGGUGACUCCUAUGUAAUCACCGGAAACAUCAUCUACAAGCAACGCGGUACGAAAUGGUUCGCAGGCGAGAACUGCGGCAUGGGCCGAGAUCACACUAUCUUCGCCCUGACUUCGGGCUACGUCAAGUAUUACCGAGAUCCCGCGCGGCACCCGAAGCGACAGUAUAUCGGAGUUGUAUUCAACAAAGAAGAUACGCUACCGUACCCCACACACGCGAUGCGCCGUCGCCGCCUCAACAUGAUCGCAGCCCCUAUCCCACCCCCGCAACCAGAGCCCGCUCUCUCCGCCUCCGGUAUCCCGACGCAGGUCGUACGCCAGGGUUACGGCCGCAAGCCCCAUCCGCGUGACGAGCGCGUGAUCAAGUUAAGGGAUGACGGUACUUACGCCUACGCAGAAGAGAGUUGGCGUCUGGGUACAUUAAUUCGUACCGAGAAGCGCAAGAUGGGUAGCCGAAGAGUAGCCAUGAAGCACCGUCGCAGACGGGCGAAGGCUAUCGCGCUGGAGAUGCGGGCUGAGCGUGAGGAUAAGAUUGCGCGACGUAAGGAGGCGUUGGAUGCGCAGCGCGCCGCGAAGGCGAAGCGUAUGAAGGAGUAUAGGGCUCGUAGGGCGGCGGAGGCGGCGAAUCAGAAGGCAUCUGGGCCGGGUGGUCAGAUGCCGCCUCCGGGAGCGGGAGGAGAGACGGAUCCGCCCAGGGUAGAGGCAUAGAGACUGAAGUAUAUAAUUUACUUGAGAGGUUAUCUGCCAUGCUUCGGCAAAGAGAACAAGGCGGACAAGUCUUUUCUGUAUUUCUUCGUCGAAUACCUAGUCAUAUAGGAGGCGGAUUACUAUAACUCUGGACUCACUCCAGUUUCACUACCCUCUUGCUAUGCGCUAUGCAAGCCAGCUCCAUGAUGUAUCAUUACUAAGUACAUAACUACCUACAUUAUAAAGAACCAUUGUACAAGAAA
Daldinia vernicosa is the source of this 1328-nucleotide messenger RNA. RefSeq names its product ribosomal L27 protein-domain-containing protein. The record is from RefSeq and is a predicted model, not a curated record. The coding region runs from base 73 to 1086 and encodes 337 amino acids. The transcript has 2 exons. Gene Ontology annotation, molecular function: structural constituent of ribosome. Gene Ontology annotation, biological process: translation. Gene Ontology annotation, cellular component: mitochondrial large ribosomal subunit; ribosome. NCBI's taxonomy places the organism in Eukaryota, Fungi, Ascomycota, Sordariomycetes, Xylariales, Hypoxylaceae.